CCCCCUCAAAAUGGCGAACAUUGCCGCUGCAGCUGCCGCCGCUGCCGCCGCGGCUGCGAAUAGAGACCCGGCGGUCGACCGUUCAUUACGCUCGGUGUUCGUGGGAAAUAUUCCUUAUGAAGCAACUGAAGAGCAGUUGAAAGACAUUUUCUCCGAAGUCGGACUUGUUGUCAGCUUUAGGUUGGUGUAUGACAGGGAGACUGGCAAACCCAAGGGAUAUGGUUUCUGUGAGUAUCAAGACCAGGAGACCGCACUCAGUGCCAUGCGGAACCUCAACGGGAGAGAGUUCAAUGGUCGUGCGCUGCGUGUUGACAACGCCGCCAGCGAGAAAAACAAGGAAGAGCUUAAAAGUUUGGGUACUGGAGCCCCCAUCCUCGAGUCUCCAUUUGGGGACAACGUGGCACCAGAGGAGGCGCCCGAGUCCAUCAGCCGGGCUGUGGCCAGUCUACCGCCUGAGCAAAUGUUUGAACUCAUGAAACAGAUGAAGCUGUGUGUGCAGAACAGUCCUCAGGAGGCGAGGAACAUGCUGCUGCAGAACCCUCAGCUGGCGUACGCCCUGCUGCAGGCCCAGGUGGUCAUGCGCAUCGUGGAUCCAGAGAUCGCGCUGAAAAUGCUCCACCGCCAAACCACGACCCAGCCGCUCGUCUCGAGCGGACAAGCGGCCGGAGCCCCGGCGGGGAAUCCGCCGCCUGCCCCGCCCAACAUGGCCGCCCCUCAGCAGCAGCCUGUGGUUGGGAUGCACGUGAAUGGAGCGCCUCCGAUGAUGCAACCUCCCAACAUGGCCGUCGGCCCCGGACCUGUACCCGGACCCGGUCCUGCACCCGGAGCAGGGCCGGCACCGGGACCCGCCGGCCCUCCAGCAGGGGGCGCCAUCCCCCCCAGAGGUCUGCUGGGCGACGGCCCUAACGAUCCCCGAGGGGGGAGCCUGCUGUCGGUCACCGGAGAAACCAUCGAGCCCGCCCGAGCCUACAUGGGGGCGCCUCAGCCCCACCCUGCGCCGCCGGUGCACAUGGGUCCAAUGGGCGCUGGACCGCCGCCCGACAUGAGAGGACCACCGAUGGACAUGAGGGGGCCGCCCAUGGGAGAGCCGCGAAAUAUGAUGGGGGACCCCAGAGGGCCCCCUAUGAUGGAGCAGCGGGGACCCCCUAUGGAAACCCGAGGCCGCGAUCCCAGAGCGAUGGACGCCCGCGGCCCCGCGGCGGGCCAGAGGGUGCCCAUGGUGGUCGGAAUGCAAGGCGCCAUCCCGCAUCCCAACAUGGGGCCCAACCCGCCACUCGCCCCACGGCCGGGACCCGGCAUGCCAGGAGUUCCUCCGUCAGGAGCUGGGGGAGGGGGCUUCAGCCCGGGUCAGAAUCAAGUUUCCACACAGGACCAGGAGAAGGCCGCCCUGAUCAUGCAGGUUCUGCAGCUGACCCCGGAGCAGAUCGCCAUGUUGCCCCCCGAGCAGAGGCAGAGCAUCUUAAUCCUCAAAGAACAGAUUCAGAAAACCACCGGCGCACCUUGAAGGAUUGUGGACUCACGUUCUGGCCUGAACAGUCAAGUUUGGAUAAAUGUUUUUUUUUUUUUUUUUUUUUUUUUUUUUAGCUAUAUAUUUUCUUUUUCUGCAGUCCCCCAAAAAAGUGUGUAGGCAAACAUCACAUCACCACAUCCUUUUUUAUUUUUUAUUUUUUUCUCCCCCAUGUCUCAACCACCAUCAGUAAUAAAAAAAAAAAAAAAGUUACAAAAACAACUUGAUCACUUCAUUUCUUUCAGUAUCUAGACAACAGUCAUGCAAAUGGAGUUCUUCAUUUAAAAGGAGUUUCAACACGACCGGCGUCGGCUCGAGUGGAUCAUUAAGCGCGCGCUCGACUUUUUGCUUCCUUCUUCCUCCUCGCGUCGGGGUCGGUGUACGACUCCCGCACGAGGAUCCUUUGACAGCGCGCGGCGGUGACUCACCGCUUUUUGUUUAGCGGUAAACGCGAGGGUGUGAUCGCGGAAUCGCAGCUCGUCGGAAAUAAACGCUCUUAUUUACAAAAGAAAGUGCAUGUUUGCUUUAUUUACACGGCAUUGAUCGCGCGACAAGACUAACGUCGGGAAAUUCCAAACGGAGGCAUUAACGUAACUGCUUUUUCAUGCAAAAUAAAGUAUGUACAUUGCAAAAAAAUGUAAACCGAACCGCAACAUUUGGUGUAAACGCGCAGAUUGCAACAAAGGACGUCAAUUUAAUCACUGGGCAUCACAAACUCGGUGAAGCAACCCACUGGAAACUUUCUUUUUUUUUUUUUUUAAAUCUAUCAUCAGAGAAGCACAGCAAAAGGGAUUUUGGAGUGAUGCUUUGAUACAUAUGUUUACCAUAAUUCCCGGCCUUCAGAGCACACCUGGUUAUAAGCCACAGUACACAAAGAGUUUAACGCUAGCGCUAGUGUUCAACUGUGUGUACCGAGGCUUAUAACCAGGUGCGCUAACACUCGUGCCGCGCUAACCCCUGCGCCGCAACACCGCAUAAACUGCAGGGUUGAAAGCGUGUGGGGGGAAAAAAGUCACGGCUUCUAGGCCGGGAAUUACGCUAAUAGAAAUAUUCCGAUUUUUUUUUUUUUUUUUUUUUCUGUAAUUUUUU
Molecule: messenger RNA, 2596 nt
Organism: Syngnathoides biaculeatus (alligator pipefish)
Lineage: Eukaryota; Metazoa; Chordata; Actinopteri; Syngnathiformes; Syngnathidae
Gene: cstf2
Product: cleavage stimulation factor, 3' pre-RNA, subunit 2
Exons: 13
Coding region: 11-1504 (497 amino acids)
Biological process (GO): mRNA 3'-end processing
Cellular component (GO): mRNA cleavage and polyadenylation specificity factor complex
Molecular function (GO): mRNA binding
Source: RefSeq, a predicted model, not a curated record